AUGCCUCUCCAAACCCACGGCGUUGGUGCUUCCACCGUCCACAGUGCAAUCAAGCGCCUCACAGACAACCUCGUGAACAUCAAAGACACCAGCGGGCAUUUCCUCCUCAGGCUUCCCGAUGGUCGCGUCAUUGACACAAAAGGCUGGAAUGAUUGGGAGUGGACGCAUGGCAUCGGCCUGUACGGAUUGUACCAAUACCAUACGUUGACUGGCGAUGCGUCGAGCCUCGAUAUUGCACGGUCCUGGUUCGAGAAGCGCCUCGCCGAUGGCACAACCAAGAACAUCAAUACGAUGAGUGUGUUCCUUACGCUAGCGUACAUGUACGAGGAUCCGAACACGCGCAAUGCGGCCUGGUUGCCUUGGCUUGAGACAUGGGCUGAAUGGGCAAUGCAUGACCUGCCACGCACACCGUUCGGUGGAUUUCAGCACAUCACAUACCUCGAGGAAAACAAAGAUCAGCUGUGGGAUGAUACUUUGAUGAUGACGGUAAUGCCAUUGGCCAAGAUUGGAAAGGUCCUUGGGCGACCUGCGUACAUCGAGGAAGCGAAGCGACAGUUUAUGGUCCACAUGCAAUUCUUGUUCGACACGAGUACCGGCCUCUUCUUCCACGGAUGGCAGUUCGACAAGAGCGCACCCGGAGGCUUGGGGCACAAUUUUGCAAGGGCCAGAUGGGCGCGCGGGAACAGCUGGGUUACGAUUGUGAUCCCGGACUUUAUCGAGCUGUUAGACUUGGAAGAGAAGGACCCGUUGCGCCUCUUCCUGGUGGAUGUGCUGCAGGCGCAGUGCCGUGCUUUGAAGGAGCUUCAGACGGAGGAUGGUCUUUGGCGGACGCUACUCGAUGAACCGGAAUCUGCGGGUAGUUACGUCGAGUCUUCAGCCACGGCAGGAUUCGCUUAUGGUAUACUGAAAGCUGUGAGAAAGCAUUACAUCGGAAAAGAGUACGAGGAAGUCGCCGUGAAGGCGAUUAAGGCAGUGCUUGGAAAGAUCAGCAAUGAUGGAGAGCUCCUCGAUACGAGCUUUGGAACUGGUAUGGGCAGGGAUUACAAGCACUACUUUGACAUUGAGAGGACCAGUAUGCCAUACGGACAGGCAAUGGCCAUCAUGUCGCUGGUGGAGUUUUCGCGGACCUUUAUAUGA
Messenger RNA from Aplosporella prunicola CBS 121167, 1137 nucleotides. Its product is annotated as glycoside hydrolase family 105 protein. The transcript has a single exon. Lineage: Eukaryota; Fungi; Ascomycota; Dothideomycetes; Botryosphaeriales; Aplosporellaceae. The record is from RefSeq and is a predicted model, not a curated record. Gene Ontology annotation, biological process: carbohydrate metabolic process. The coding region runs from base 1 to 1137 and encodes 378 amino acids.